CUCCAUCCCAGACCCGUCCCGCUCUCUGUCCUACGAGUUCCUUCAUGCAUGCAAUGUCCUGAUUCCAACGGUGUCUGAUCUAUUCGUUUUAAAACGGCCAACCUACGUUCAUCGCUAGAUUACGGCAUGGAGAAUCUGAAAGAGCCGCCGAUGGUGCAUAGGUCUACGUCGUUCAGCAUUAAGAGUCUAUUGCUUCCGUCGAAAUGUGACAAACAGGACUCCGCGAUCUCCGAAAAGAACACUCCAUCACCGGGUUCUGAUUCCGAAAAAUCCUUGGACCCUACUGAGAUGGAACCAGCACAUUUGGAUCCAGACAAAACGAAAGAAGAGGAGGAGAGCAGCACCGAAAAGGCGACAGAGCCGGGGAAAAACGGGAAAUAUGAUAAACCACCUUUCAGCUACAAUGCCUUGAUUAUGAUGGCUAUCAGGCAGAGUCCUGAAAAGAGGCUGACGCUCAACGGUAUCUACGAGUUCAUCAUGAAGAACUUUCCUUAUUAUAGGGAGCACAAGCAAGGUUGGCAAAACUCCAUCCGACACAAUCUCAGCCUCAAUAAAUGUUUUGUAAAAGUCCCGAGGCAUUACGACGACCCAGGAAAGGGAAAUUACUGGAUGCUAGACCCAUCGAGUGACGACGUGUUUAUUGGUGGAACUACAGGGAAACUUCGGAGACGCUCGGCCACCUCGAGAGGGAAGCUGGCGAUGAAACGAGGUCUGCGCUUUGCUCCUCUCGGUUUGGGAAUAAACGACAGGGCAAACAACCCUUUAUACUGGCAGAUCUCGCCGUUUUUAUCUUUGCAUCACCCCCAUUACAAUGGCUCAUCGCCGGGAUUUCUAAACCAAGGUCACGCGUAUGGGUCCUUACUCCCCGGGGUGGAGCAGCUCAGUAACGGGGACCUUACGCGUCCUAUUCUCGGUGGAUCAGCCGGGGCUCUGGGCUUAAACAGUUACGGCAUGAGCACGUCUCCUGUAGGGCUGCUCUCUGGACAGAGCGGCUACUUUGUCUCAGGGAGUCAGCACCCUCCGUCGCACCUCCAGCAGAGCGCGCCAGGCUUUGGUGUGCAGGCCAGCUCAGCACAGACUCUCCUCUCAGACACACUCAGAACAUCCUUACCGCCUUUCUCCCCGGGAGUGUCGAGUGGGUUUCCUGGAGUUUUGUCCCACCAAAAGAGGGUUGCUCCGAAUGCAUUUUUAAACUGAUAUUAUCACUGCAGAAAUUAAGGAUGCACACAAUAAAAGGGCAGAUAAAUAUAAUUGAUCGUCAAGUAAAUCGACUAUUCCUUAAAGAAAUGGCCAUAUGUACCCCUGAAGUGCAAUGGUUUAUUAUGUUGCGCUUUUUGAAAGGGACAUACCCAUGUUACUCGCGGGUUGUAAACUUACUAGACUUGCCAAAGGCAACGAUAUAUUUCGAGCUAUUUAUAUCUUGUACAAAGACUUCAAUACUUUCUUUAAGUCGUUUAUUUAUGUUUUAUAUUUAUUGUACAAUGUAUUUAAUUUUUGUUGUCAAUGAACUCAUCAGUAUUGAGGAUAAAACGUAGCAUUAUAAAUUAUUUAUGUGUGUAUUCAUUUUGAAUUAAUUUAGGGGACAGCGCCUUAAAUGAAUCAGGGUAAAAGUCACACAAGAGACAAUGAAAGCCUACAACUCUUCUCUUCUCAGGUUUCAGGUCUAUAGACUCAAAUGUAUAGGCUACUGAUGUAUCUUAUAGGCAAAUGUUAUGCAACACGUUAAUAGAGAAGGGUAGAGUUGAGCAUAUAAUUUUUUAUAAUAGCCUAAUAUCGUCCUUGUUUUGUCAGAUGGGCCGUUUAUUGGCGCAUGUAGACUAGCCUGACACUACGUGCAUGACCGUAGGGGCAGUAGGCCUCCAUAUUGAUGCUAGAGCAUGCCCAGUGACUGACCCUAUUUACCGUAUAUUUCCAUCUUUCAUAUAAAGCACUUGAGGUAUUCAACUUCCUGGUAAAAUCCUGUUGUCAUGACCCUUUGACCUUCUAUCUUUUCAUAAUUGCCCCACCUAACAGACCACAAAACAAUAUCCUUUUAAAGAUAGAUAAAUUAAUGAAAAUGAGAUUGACAAGGCUGGCUAACCAGUCAAUGCAAUGUGGACGGCAUCUAGCUUACUUCAUUGUUUUAUAUAUAUAUAUAUAUAUAUUUGGCAAAUGGCGCUGAAUUAGGGCAUACACUACCUAUACUUUAAUACAAGAAUUCCUCAUAAAAUCACACCAUAGGAUAUGUAUUCAAAAAUAGGAACAGGUUGAUUCCUCAAACAUUAUGCAACCAGAGUUUCCGUGUUCACCAGGCUACUAUAUACAGGGAGGAACCGAGCUACAAAGGCAUAGGCCUAACAAUUGACUAAUUUUAAUUUAUUUUGGCUAUAGGUGGGCCAGGAUUUAUUUCAAGGCAUUUCAUUUUCGAUGUUGAAUAUUUUUUUGUACAAUUUAUUUUGAACGUUUGCACUUUUGUUGUAGACUUGUACGAAGUAUGUAUUGUCUGUUUUUGUUCUUGUAUAUUUUCGAAAAACUAACUUGAUUAAAGUAUAAAACAUUUGUGCAAUA
Messenger RNA from Osmerus eperlanus (European smelt), 2547 nucleotides. RefSeq names its product forkhead box G1d (gene foxg1d). The coding region runs from base 127 to 1197 and encodes 356 amino acids. The transcript has a single exon. Gene Ontology annotation, cellular component: nucleus. Gene Ontology annotation, molecular function: sequence-specific double-stranded DNA binding; DNA-binding transcription factor activity. Gene Ontology annotation, biological process: regulation of transcription by RNA polymerase II. The record is from RefSeq and is a predicted model, not a curated record. Lineage: Eukaryota; Metazoa; Chordata; Actinopteri; Osmeriformes; Osmeridae.